Messenger RNA from Microbotryum saponariae, 3146 nucleotides. NCBI's taxonomy places the organism in Eukaryota, Fungi, Basidiomycota, Microbotryomycetes, Microbotryales, Microbotryaceae. The record is from the annotation of a GenBank genome assembly.
AUGGACCGCUCGGGCGCUCCGUCUGGCUUGCCUUUGGCUCCACCCGUCAUACCCGCUGGCGAGGCCGAGCAAGACCGAGCAGCAAGUAGAGGAGUCGCUGCACAACCACCAACAACUGCUACACCUACGGCUCAAGACCCUGUAGCACAGGCCCAAGGCUCCGACCUCGAGCAACUCGCCGCCGUCGCGAGUCGUGCGACCGCCGCCCCACCGCCCUUAUUAGCAGCCGAGGUCCGAGCCCAUCGGCGCCUGCGAUCGCGACGGCAAGAAUCGCUGCAGCUCGCCGGACGAACGAGUGCGAUCGACUGGUCCAAAAUCAUCAUGGCCAGUACUGGAGCUGAAGAUGGUGGUGUUGGUGGAGCAAAUCUGCCCGAUGAGAAUGACUUUGAUCAACUGUCGAGGUACGUCCGGUCGUUUCGAGGUCGGGGUCCUCCGAAACGAAGACAAGCGACGGUGGCCCCGGCGACUUGGGAGGUUCGCAAUCCCGGGUCCAGCUUCCGCGAUCUCAAGAUGGGCUGACACUCCCCUCCUUGCGAUGCGCAUCGUUAUUCAGGGAUGAGAUCCUGCAAGUCUUUCAAAGACAGUACUUGGAGAUGGAGGACCUGCGCUCGCGCGUCAACAGCUUGGAGGACGAUCAGGCCACACUCGUGAAUGAGAACGGCGACGUCUUGAAGCAGCUCGACAAUGUCCGGGCGACCAAUUCCGACUUGUUGGCCGAGCAGGCGAGGAUGUGAGUAUUGGAACUUUUCUCUCGUGAGUCGUGGUGUUCGCGGGCUGGUGUGCUGACUCUGGAUGAUGUGUAAUUUCGACACGACAGGGAGGAAGAGCUCGCGGGUAGGAUCGAGGUAUUGGACAAGCUACGGGCCUCUGUCAGAGAAUUGGAACGAGAAAAGAGGGAUGCUUUAAAACGGUAUCGAGAGCAGGUACGUGCGAACGGAAAAUUGCAUUGCAACCCGGCGACUCCACGAGCUUCGGCGAUCUAACACUUCCGCUCCCGUCCUCCUUGCACAGGCCGACUCUUUCGAUUCUGAGCGCCAGUCUUGGUACGACCAGGAAGCGCACUACAAGGGACGGCUCGCCAACCUCGCCACUGUUGGUGCUCGUCGUACACCCCGUUCCUCGCUUGGACCCGAAGCAUCUUUGGCUCCCUCGCCGAAGAAGUCUGACGAAGACAAGCAAUCGACCCUUUCCCCCGAAGACGACCUCCCGGCGUCCAAGGAAGGCAAGACGUCCGAUGGCGAGUCGUCCAAUUCGUCCAUUCCAAAUAGGAAGAAAGUCUCUGCACCUUCGACUGGACCGACGGCGAACGAAUUGGCGCUGCAAGAGCAAUUGACGACUCUCUCGACCGCACACGAAUCCCUCACGGUCACGCUGCGCACUGUUCAACAUGAAUUGACCGAUCUGAAACGCGUCUACCAGGAUUUGCAAGAGGAGAACGAGUCGUAUGAGAUCCUCUUGGGAGAAAAGACGUUGAAUGGCGAGGUGCGAGAUACGGACCUGUUCAAGCGCAGCUUCCAAUGGGAAGAGGCGGAAGGGUCGACACCCCUCAGCGAAGGACUUGGAUUCUUGGGCGGCUUGGAAAGCGUGGGAGAGGAAGAAGACUUUUCGGAUGACGAUGAAGAGGAUAGUGAAGAGCGCGAACUCGAUGAUGACGAGGUCGAACUCGCAUUACUCGAGGCGCAAGGCACCGGCUCGCCGAAUUCGGGCGCCGUGCAGACCAAAGGAGGUUCUCGCAGACGGGCCAAGAAGCGACCUAGCUUUGAGAGCGGCGCGGGUGGUGGAUUGGACCUGGCUGCCGAGUUGGAGAUGGCGCAGGCCGUGGAUCACGAAGAGGAGGAACGAAAAGCGGCCAAGUUGGAGAGACGACGAGCUUCCGAGGCCAGAAAGGCGACUGCAGUGGCGCAAAAACGCAAGGACUCGAUGCCGUCGAUGCCCCAAUCAGUUGAAGGUAGGUUCGAUCUCUUUCAAUGUGCUCGCUUGACGAUCCCGAGCUGACCGCUAUUUUCUCACUGCGCUUUCCGUUCACAGAACUGCAGAAGGAGCUCAAGGCGUUACACGAGGCCAACCGGGCGCUGACUCUAUACGUGACCAAGAUCGUGGAGCGAGUAUGCAGUCAAGAAGGAUUCGAAAAGGUAUUGGCCGUCGACUACCGGAACGCUACGCCGAAGGCCGCUGCUCCGGCUUUCGUCGCUGCCGAGGAAGCGCCCGCAUCGAAGAGCCAGCAGCCAACCGACGACCAAGAAGUGAUCAAGUUCAGGCCGUCUGCGGCCUCGAGGACUUCAGCGUCACUACAAAGCCCGAACGCAUCUAGUACUCUUUCGCCUACGUCCGCGCAGAAGAAAGGUUGGGGUGAUACCCUGUCGGCCGUCCUACCGUUCACCCUCACGCGCACCCCUCAAGUCGCCUCUGCCGUGCCGACAGGUAUGAAGCCAUUGCGACUGACGUCGGAUGGGUCCGCCAGAAAGGUCGCAAUUUCGGAUGAGAUCGAAGAUGAAGAUGAUAUCCGUGAACGAGAACUGCUACGACAAGAAAUGGCCCGCAUCGGCAUUUCCUCAACUGCAGCGAGUGAUCCGACCUCAGCCCUGCCCACGGCCUCGACGGGAGGCAACAACUGGAUUGGUAAAAAGUCGAGUAGUAGCGACCGCAGCAGCUCAACUAGGCACAGUGUCGGAUCCGCCAGUUCCUCAAAUCCGGGCGACAGCUCUUUGAGCGGCUCGACGCGAACGACCCAGACGUCACCACCGACUCCCCAGGAGAUUGAUGCCGAGGUACAGGAGGUACUUCAGCUUCGCGUGGUCAAGGAGAAGCAGGCCAAGGAAGCGCUCGAGCAGGGUAAGGCCUCUGGGUUCACGGAGCCACGUCGCUUAUCACGACCAUCCUCCUUGAUGCGUCAUCCCAGUCGGUCAAGUGUUUCUUACAUCACGGGCUCGGCGACUCCCAUCGGCAUCGGACUUGGCAUCGAUGCAGGGCUAGCCGCACCGAACAAGAGUCCCGGCCUCGCUGGCGCCACAAGUCACAAGCCGGGAGAUACAUCGGCGGUCAACUCACCUGUUUCUGUGGCCGAAGUAGACUCGGCAGCUCCUUGGGGUAGCAAGGCACUUCGACGGCUGUCCAUGGGAUGGACCGCACCGGCUCCGACCUCUUGA